AAUACUCGCUAAAACAAAUGCAUUGGCAUAUGCCUUCAGAAAAUAUAAUUAAUGGUCAUCGAUUUGAUUUAGAGGUUCAUUUGCUUCACCAACAAACUACUGGCCAUAAAAUGGCUAUGAUAAGCAACUUAUUCAAAGUCGGUGAUCCAGAUCCAUUCUUCACCAAGGUUGAGAGGCAUAUUUCCACAAUAAAAAAGAAUAUUGGUGCAAAAGUGGACAUUGGAAUCAUUGAUCCUAAGAAGGUAAGUAGAAUGACUAAAAAAUACUAUAGAUUGAUGGGAUCUAUAACUAUUCCACCAUGCACUGAAGAUGUCACAUGGACUAUCAAUAAAAAGAUAAGCACUAUAUCAACAAAGCAGCUGAAUUUAUUAAAAGAAGCUACUAUAGAUGAUUAUGCAACGAAUGGAAGACCG
This is a messenger RNA of Phalaenopsis equestris, 413 nucleotides long. Its product is annotated as bifunctional monodehydroascorbate reductase and carbonic anhydrase nectarin-3-like. The record is from RefSeq and is a predicted model, not a curated record. Gene Ontology annotation, molecular function: zinc ion binding; carbonate dehydratase activity. The annotation marks the transcript as partial. Lineage: Eukaryota; Viridiplantae; Streptophyta; Magnoliopsida; Asparagales; Orchidaceae. The transcript is spliced from 5 exons.